Molecule: messenger RNA, 1872 nt
Organism: Parathielavia appendiculata
Lineage: Eukaryota; Fungi; Ascomycota; Sordariomycetes; Sordariales; Chaetomiaceae
Product: FAD/NAD(P)-binding domain-containing protein
Exons: 1
Coding region: 1-1872 (623 amino acids)
Molecular function (GO): NADP binding; flavin adenine dinucleotide binding; N,N-dimethylaniline monooxygenase activity
Source: RefSeq, a predicted model, not a curated record
AUGACAGCCUUCGAGCAGACGCCAGAGCCACGCGUGGCCGCCACCGACACCAUCGUGCAGCCGCUCAGUCCAGAGGCACAAGUCUCUCGGUCCGAGCCGACGGAACUGCCAGAACUGCCACGGAACAUCAACGGCAUAACAAACGCUGCUGCUGCCGCCCAUUCCCAGACAGGUCCUGGCGCCACAGACGAUCCAUUCAAGCUCAGCUCAGACUAUGCCUACACGCCGCGAAAGAUCAAGGUCAUCACCAUCGGCGCUGGCUUCUCGGGCCUAAUCAUGGCCCACAAGUUCCAGCACCGCUUCCCCGAGAUGCGGGACAUUGUCGAGCACACCAUCUUCGAGGCCUUGCAUGACGUGGGCGGCACCUGGCUGAUGAACAACUACCCGGGCGUCCAAUGCGACGUCCCAGCCCACAUCUACGCCUUCCCCUUUGACCCCAAUCCGAACUGGUCACGUUUCUAUGCCAGCGGCGCCGAGAUCCUGGCCUACAUCAAGGCGACGGUCAAGAAGUGGGACCUGGGCCGCGACAUCCAGCUCAACACGCGCGUCGUCGGCGCCGAGUGGAACGACGAGACGGGGCAGUGGAGAGUGACGGUGGAGCACCAGGGCCGGCGUCGCGACGAGUACUGCCAUGUACUGAUCUCCAGCCAGGGCGUGCUCGUCCACGAGAACUGGCCGAGCAUCCCCGGCCUGCGCGACGGCACCUUCAAGGGCCACGUCACCCACUCGGCGCGCUGGGACCACGGCUACGAUUACUCGCACAAGCGCAUUGCCGUCAUCGGCAACGGCUCUUCGGGCAUUCAGAUCGUGCCGCAGAUGGCCCGGCUCCCGGGCACCGACGUCCAGAAUUUCAUUCGCGGCCCGGCCUGGGUCUACUAUCGCGCACCGCCGUCCAAGCACCUGGGCCGCGACUUGGACGACGACCCGAACCCGGCGUACACCGAGGACGAGAAGAAGCGGUUCCGCGAUCCGGAACAGCACCUCGCCCACCGCAAGGGCAUCGUCUCGCGGAGCAACAAGUCCUUCUACGUCUUCGUCAAAGGCGACAACAACAGGGAGGGCAUGCGCCUCGCCGCCGCGCAGAUGGCCGAGAAGCUGAACCACGACCCGGUUCUCUGCUCCAAGCUCAUCCCCAAGUGGGAGCUCGGCUGCCGCCGCAUCACGCCGGGGCCGGGCUACCUCGAGUCGUUCCUGCGGCCCAACUGCCACCUGACCGACAGCGCCAUCACGCACGUCAGCGAGAGGGCGGUGCACACGGCCGACGGCAGGGCGUACGAGUGCGACGUCGUCGUGUGCGCAACGGGCUUCGACGUGUCGCACCGGCCGCGGUACCCGAUCGUGGGCCGCAACAAGGCGACCGAUCUCGCGACCGAGUGGGCCGACGACCCCAGGUCGUACCUGUCGGUGGCGGUGCCCGAGUACCCCAAUUACUUCCUCAUGAUGGGCCCCAACUGCCUGGGCGGGCACGGGUCGCUGGUCGAGUCGCUCAACUGGACGGGCGAUUACUUUGUCAAGUGGAUCCGCAAGAUGGCGACCGAGGACAUCAAGUACGUGCACCCCAAGCGGCACGUCGCCGAAGCCUUCCUCCGCACGGGCGACGAGGUGCACAAGACACUGGUGUGGACGGGCAGCUGCAGCAGCUGGUACAAGCGCGGCAAGGUCGACGGCCGCGUCACGGCGCUUUUUGGCGGCAGUGCCCACCUGUUCCAGCGAAUCCUGAGCGAGCUCCGGCCCGAGGACUUUGAAAUCGAGUACAACACGGCCAACCCGUUCCGGUUCAUGGGGAACGGCUUCACGGCGUUUGAGAUGGACGAAAAGAGCGACUUGUCGUGGUAUGUCGAGAAGGCCGAGACGCUCAAAGUCGAGGCUUAG